Talaromyces proteolyticus is the source of this 726-nucleotide messenger RNA. Its product is annotated as dienelactone hydrolase family protein. Gene Ontology annotation, molecular function: hydrolase activity. The transcript has 2 exons. Lineage: Eukaryota; Fungi; Ascomycota; Eurotiomycetes; Eurotiales; Trichocomaceae. Bases 1 to 726 code for a protein of 241 amino acids. The record is from RefSeq and is a predicted model, not a curated record.
AUGUCUUCAGUCUCGGAUGCUUGCUGUGCUACACCAGCCGUCAGCAAUGUUUACAAACAGUUAGGGGAGUACAUCCAAAUUGGAGGGGAAAAGACCUAUAUGUAUACCCCGGCACCUGACACCAAAACUGGAAUAGUUUUCCUAUACGACAUUUUCGGUUAUACGGCUCAAACAAUCAAGGGCGCGGACCUUCUCGCUCAACGCACUGAUUCUGUAGUCUUAAUGCCCGAUGUUUUCCAUGGCAUGCCAAUGGAACUAGACGCUGUGCCUCCCAAAACAGAAGAGCAGAAAAUUACGCUCCAGCAAUUUUUAAAGGGCCCUGCCAAUCCGGUCCUGGUCGCGGAGAAGAUCUGGGAUUUUGUGGACUUUGCUGAACCACAAUUUCCUGAUGUGGAGUCUUGGGGGGUUGUUGGACUCUGCUGGGGAGGGAAAGUGGCCACCUUGCUCUCAGGGCCGAGAACUCCCUUCAAAUAUAGCGCACAGGCACAUCCUGCGAUGUUGGAUGCAAAUGAUGCCAAGGAAAUCAUCAUUCCUCACUUGCUCCUAGCCUCAGGCGACGAAGACCCAUCGACUGUGAAAUCGUUUGCCCAAAAUAUGAACUCCUCACCGAAUAUGGUGAAAUCUCAAUCACAGAUAGUGUCCGUACCUACAAUGUUUCAUGGAUAUAUGGGUGCGCGGGUGAAUUUAGACAACAAACAAAAUGCUGAGGAGUACGAAAAAGGGUAG